CCCGACGAGGCGGACGAGGCGGUUCGGGGCACCUGCGAGGACGCGUCCGUCUGCAAGCGGUUUGCUGUAAGUGUUGGCUACUGGAAGGACCCUUACAUCCAGUAUUUUGUGAGGCAAGCCAAAGAAAGAAAAGCACCUGAAAUCAAUAGAGGCUAUUAUGCUCGUGUUCAUGGUGUCGGUCACCUGCUUAAGGCUUUUCUAAAGAAGACAGAAUGCAACUGUCAGAUUGUUAAUCUUGGUGCUGGCAUGGAUACCCUGUUCUGGAGACUGAAGGAUGAAAAUCUUCUCCCUAAAAAAUAUUUUGAAGUGGAUUUUCCAAUGAUAGUUGCAAGAAAAAUACAUAAUAUCAAAUCAAAACCUCCCCUGUCAAAACCAAUUAUGGAAUCCCAUUCAGGGGAGUCUCUUCUAAUAGAUUCUCACAGCCUGGACUCCACUCGAUACUCCAUAAUAGGAGGAGACCUCCGUUUCUCGACAGAUCUGGAGGAAAAGCUAAAGAAGCAUAACCUGGAUAUACAAUUGCCAACGCUCCUGAUAGCAGAAUGUGUGCUGGUAUACAUGACACCACAGCAAUCUGCAAAUCUUCUGAAAUGGGCAUCGAGCACUUUUCCGAUGGCUAUGUUUAUAAAUUAUGAGCAGGUGAAUAUGGCAGAUCGGUUUGGACAGAUCAUGAUUGAGAACCUGCAGAGGAGACAGUGUAACCUGGCCGGAGUGGAGGUCUGCAGGUCCCUGGACUCUCAGAGGGAGCGGUUGCUGUUAAAUGGCUGGGAAACUGCACAUGCCAUUGAUAUGAUGAAAGUGUACAGCUUUUUGCCACAGGCUGAUGUGAAAAGAAUAGAAGGACUUGAAUUCCUGGAUGAGAAGGAGCUCUUUGAACAACUAAUGCAGCACUACUGCAUCUGCUGGGCUUCAAAAGACAGCAGCAAUCUGGGCCUUGCAAGCAUCACGUUUUGAUGGAUUUGCUUGGGAGAA
Tinamus guttatus (white-throated tinamou) is the source of this 969-nucleotide messenger RNA. It is a transcript of the gene LCMT1, whose product is annotated as leucine carboxyl methyltransferase 1. Gene Ontology annotation, biological process: C-terminal protein methylation. The record is from RefSeq and is a predicted model, not a curated record. NCBI's taxonomy places the organism in Eukaryota, Metazoa, Chordata, Aves, Tinamiformes, Tinamidae. Gene Ontology annotation, cellular component: cytosol. Gene Ontology annotation, molecular function: protein C-terminal leucine carboxyl O-methyltransferase activity.